This is a messenger RNA of Macrosteles quadrilineatus (aster leafhopper), 4420 nucleotides long. RefSeq names its product eukaryotic translation initiation factor 5A. The record is from RefSeq and is a predicted model, not a curated record. Bases 108 to 590 code for a protein of 160 amino acids. NCBI's taxonomy places the organism in Eukaryota, Metazoa, Arthropoda, Insecta, Hemiptera, Cicadellidae. The transcript has 5 exons. Gene Ontology annotation, molecular function: RNA binding; translation elongation factor activity; ribosome binding. Gene Ontology annotation, biological process: positive regulation of translational elongation; positive regulation of translational termination.
GACGCCAUCUUGUUCAGGAAGGAAAACGUGGUCGUCGUACGCCUGCGCCUCUCUGAAAUUCCCUAGUUCUCUUACCUUUUACAGCACAUAAAACCUAAUUUACAAAAAUGGCUGACAUUGAGGACACCCACUUUGAGACCGGAGACUCUGGUGCCUCAGUUACUUACCCACAGCAGUGCUCAGCUCUGCGUAAAAACGGAUUUGUUAUGCUCAAGGCUCGGCCAUGUAAAAUAGUGGAAAUGUCAACCUCAAAGACUGGUAAACACGGGCAUGCCAAAGUCCAUCUUGUGGGCUUGGAUAUAUUUACUGGAAAGAAGUAUGAAGAUAUCUGUCCUUCUACCCACAACAUGGACGUACCUUUUGUUAAACGUGAGGACUACCAGCUUACAGAUAUUUCGGAUGAUGGCUAUUUGUGUCUGAUGUCUGACAAUGGUGACUUACGUGAAGAUCUCAAGGUUCCUGACGGUGACCUGGGUUCUCAGCUCAAGUCUGAAUAUGAUGCUGGCAAGGAGUUGUUGUGCACUGUCUUAAAGGCUUGCGGGGAGGAGUGUGUGAUUGCAAUCAAAACCAACACAGCCCUUGACAAAUAAUGGCUGACAAAUCCUGUGAAGAUGGAAAGGCUGUUUUUAUAUGAGUGAGAAGGCGAGUGGCUGACGUGAAGCGAACGAUAACAAAUAAUUUAACGGGUGGGAGGGGGGCUGUUACACUUAAUACUACAUAAUUUGUUUAUUUUUGUUUAGGAUGUUGAAAAUUGUAAUGUUUUCACAGGAAAAAAAUUUGUUUAUAUUUUUAUUUCAUGGGGAGUGAUAACAGAAAGAUUAAAUCGCUAAGUGUUGAGAGACUCGAAUCGCUUAAUUAUUUUUACCUUUCUUCACCUCAAGUCGGAUACUGCAAUGUCCAUAAGUUAUAUACUUACUGAUGUAGCAUUCAUGGUCCUACGGAGUUUGUUUUGAACUGAUGUUAAUGUUCGACUACUGCUUUGUAAUACGUGUCGCUCUGUGAUCAUAACAUUUAACACAUACUGUAAUCAAUUUAUAAGUUCAAACUGAAUCAAUUAUUUUGUAUCCUUAGCUAAAACCAAAUUAGUGUUUUGUCAACAUACUAGAAAUAAAUUUGGUUAGGAUGUAAUUUUAUGAAUUGUAAAAUGUAUGUUAUCUAUGUGCAUUCCUAUCUCGCUGUGUAACAUACAUACUGUGAGACGACAGUUUCGCAGCUUGAAUAUCAUAUUUAUUCGUUCUCACUUAUAAUAUCAUAUUUAUUCGUUUUUAUAAAUAAGAGUGUUGUUCUUAUGAGGGGUUUAUUUUGGUUUAAUAUCUAUAAACUUAUUUGGAAGCUUUAACAACCCGGCGAUACAGCCAAACAUAGCUUUCCCAUUUAUCAGUUUAUCCUUGUUAAAUACCUAUUUUGGUUGGUAUAUAUAUGCUUAAACUGCCAUGAUUAUUGAGAUGUUCUCAACAUAACCAAUCACAAAACUGCUCGAGCAAACAAUUCUCAAUGAAACAUACUGUUAUACAAAAUAUUCCCAUAACUAAUAAAACAUGUUUUAAAUAAAAUAGCAUAACUGAAUAUGUCAUCUAAAAAUUGUUUAGUAUCUAGAUGAUCAAAUGAUGUCUACUAAAUUUUUAAACCGGUAUGCAAAUUUUAAUUUAAUUUUUAAACAAACCCCAAGUAUUUUUCCCAUUUUGAAAGAAAUGUGCUGUUAGUCUGGCAUAGUUUAAGACAAUCUAAUUAAAUAAAUAAAUUUUAUUAACAACUAAGUUAUGGUGCUUUGAAUCAGCCUUUACAAUAUGCUUUUUAAAGUUUAAGGCUUCUUUAGACACGUUUAUUAAAUUGUAGAUCUUAGCCAUGAUUAGAAAUGUCAAUAUUUAGUUAUUUGUUUAACCCUCUAAAUAUGAUUAUUACUGUCAUUGUAAAAAUAUUUUCAUGGCUAGCCUUUUCAAGGACAUUCAUACUGCUUAUAAAUCUAGAUCAAGUCCAUGAAAAAUUAUUCUUUCAACAAGCCAAAUUACAAUAAUGUGUUGGCUAAUUCUUGGGGGGUUUGUUUAAAACAUAGUAAAUAUAAUUUUUAAUCCCCAUAUGACCAACUUGUGUUAAGGUUGGUAGUAAUAAGUAGGGCAAAUAUUAAAAGGAGGGAUCAUGUUUUCCCAUAUGUUUAGGCUUUUUUGGUCGGCACUGGUGUAAAUAUUCAAUUACUAAUACAGUUUCAAGAUGAUUCUGAACCUGUUGGUUGGGUUGGUACAAAUUAUUUAAUAUUAAGCUGAUUUAUUCAACACUUAUUAAUUUUUUUUUUCAAGUUAAACCACCUGCCUAAAAAUAAUUUCUCAUUACAAAACACUUUUUCAGUAUAUUGUGAAAUUGUAUUGCUGAUUGAUUUUCAUGUAAUUUGUUGUUAAGAGUUAAGGAUUAUAUAUUUUUUAUAAAUUACUAUAGGGAUGCUGUAAUUUAAUUCCUUUUAUGCAAAGGCACAUUGACCAGUAAGUGCAUUUCAUGUUUGGUUAAAAAGGAGAAUGGGCUGGUUUUCUUAGAAAUGUAAUAAAAGAUAUACAUUAAAAUAAUACCCAUUUACCAUUGGUUUAUGAGGUUACGCUAAACAACUAAACUUGAACUUUAAUAUUUGUUGGAUGAGUUAUCAAUCAUAAUUUUUUUAAAUAUUUUUUAUUUCUUUUUUGCUCAAAUGAUAAAACAUAUAAAGAAUAAUCAAUGGUUUAUAUAUUUAUGUAUAAAAAAUACUUUGGAUAAAUGCAUUUGAAAGUAAUAAGAAUUUUUAAUGAAUAAUCAUGGACAAUUUUUAUAAAACAACAUAAGUUUCUUUUACAUGUUAUUUUGUAUAGUCUUAAUGAAAGAUGUUGCAAUAUUCGUCUAAAGCUUUGCAAAUUGAAAUUAAAGUUUUCAAAUUUCGAGUACACAACCAGGUCUUUUGCACCGAGUUUAAUUUUUUUUUGUCCCACCUUUGUAUCCUAGGACACUGGGUUCUAGCCCAGAACUGUUUUACACAUUACUUCAGGCUAGUCCUAGAUGGCAUUAUCUUAUGGAUAAAAUCCAUUAGGAUUGAUGGGAACUGAACCUGGGCCCUCGGGACCCGAAGCCCCACACUAUCAGCUCGCUCCCCUCAACUUUUCAAAACAUUUAAAUCAAUUAACCUCAACAGCCUGCCACCAUGGACCUUCUGGUCUGUGUGGUGAGCUAAAGAAGCCCAAUAGUGUUGUGGUAUACGUUAUACUAGAGUUCGUCUAGCGGUCGAAAACUCGAACAAAAAUAUUUCAUGUACAGACUUCUCUACUAUUUUCAUCCCACGCUGUAAAUAAUACAUGAGAUUGGAAUUUCUUCCAUUUGUUUUGAUUUUCUGUUUAUUUUUUGUUGUUAUUUCGUCACCAGCAUGGCAACCCAUGAGACCCAUGUUAUUUUUUUUUAUUUUUUUCAUUUGUGUGCUUAUUUUUGAGCCUAUUUUAAUUUGCAGAGGGAUUCUGCACAUCUACAGGAAAAUAUCUUUCCAAAAGUAUGCAUAGAUUUUCCUUGUGAUGCACACGAGCUGAUAAAAAAGGUUUAAAAAAACAUGCUUGCCUAUUAAUAUAUAGAAGCUAGUGGUGACUACAGUGAGAUAAGAUUGUGUUUGGUAUUCUUGGUUUAUUGUGAAAUAACUGUACUGUAAAUUACUAAGAAAGCAGUGGGUAUAGGUGGAAUCGCUUGUUUAACCUUUGCCUGAGUUACAAAUAACACUAGUGUGCAUGUAUAUAUUUUCCGCUUUCAAAUUGUUACAGGGGUUUUGUAUUGUUUCUGUGAACCUAAAUUUGUCUUUAGGAAUGUACUGUUCAUUUGUUCCCCGCAUUUUCUCAAUUUGACCCAACAUCAUUACGAAUAAAUACAAGUAACGCUUUUUUAUUUCUAUUAAAUUCGGAAUAUUUGAAAUUCAUUCAUGUACGAAGUACCUGGAGUUGAAAUUCUAAUUGCUUAGUUUGGGUCGGUUACUUGUCCUUACGUGAGCUCCUUGAAUGGGUUUCUUGUUUUUGAGUGUGUUCGCUUUCUAUAGAUUAUUUCAUCCAAUUAAAACCUAAGAUAGGGAUUAUCAAGCUUAAAUUAUGAUCUCAGUAAAAUCAGCCCAUGUCCUUUUUAAAUGGUAGUAUUUUUUGAAAGCUGUACAAGUACCAAGAAAAGACUGUGGAUAAGUUUGCACUAAAACGAAUCUAACAUAGUUCGAUUUACAAUCAAAUUGUAUACUCAUGUAGUUUGAUUUGUAAUUUCUGACAUUUUGUAUUUUGAAAACCAACACUUUGAUUUGCUUUUGUACGUUACUUUUUCUGCCCAUGUGUGGUAAAGUGGAUCUGAAGAUUCAGUUGUUUUGUUUUAAUCUAAGGACAAUUGUUAUCGUUUUGGAACACAAAUAAGUUGAAUGGGUUCGAAAUAAAUAUUUUUUCUUCUCGAC